Messenger RNA from Manduca sexta (tobacco hornworm), 1313 nucleotides. RefSeq names its product 3-oxoacyl-[acyl-carrier-protein] reductase FabG-like. NCBI's taxonomy places the organism in Eukaryota, Metazoa, Arthropoda, Insecta, Lepidoptera, Sphingidae. The record is from RefSeq and is a predicted model, not a curated record. The transcript has a single exon. The coding region runs from base 542 to 1291 and encodes 249 amino acids.
CACAUGUUUUAUUAGCGCGUUCUCUUUUUUUUAUAAUGUUUCUUAGUAUAGAUAUAAAAAUUACCAGAUGGUAUAGACAUACUUUUUGAAAAUUACAAUCUGCUAUGUUGUACGAUUCAAAAUAUGAUCCCAUUCAAUGUCGGUUAGACAGUCAAAUACAAAUAAUUGGUUUACGAUUACUGAUAGGGUUCCAUUCGACUUCGUAUCCAAAUUCCGUUUCUAUCGAUACGGAAUCCUAAAAACUUUUCAUAAACAGAUUACCCCUCCAACUAAUUAUACUUAUUUAUUCUCCAUUGUAAUUUGUAAACAAUCAAUUGUUCCAUAUCCCCAAUGCUGAGUAGUUGUACUGCUAAACUAAUGGAAUGUGUAUCCAGCAAUCAGCAAUAGAAUAGGUACUUUAUAACUUACUAUAAAAAGUUCAAAUAACACUACGAUAAAUAUUACACAUAAAAUGUUUAGUCUUCACGCGCCUGUCAAGAUAAUUUUUAUCUUGCAUAAAUACGGCAGUACUCCUUUAGUGUUCACACGGAUCGCUUAAGCGAUGAGUUUUAGUGACAAAGUUGUGUUGGUGACCGGCAGCAGCUCCGGCAUAGGAGCGGCAACAGCUUUGGCAUUCGCUCGGGAGGGCGCUAAGGUAGUCAUCGUAGGCAGAAGCCAUGAGAAGGUAGAAAAGGUCGCUGCAAAAUUUGCUGGUCUUCAUACUCCUCUUACUAUAAGCGCUGACGUCUCUGAUGAUCACCAAGCGGCGUCUUUAAUACAAAAGACUAUUGAUCACUUUGGCAAGCUGGACGUCUUAGUCAAUAAUGCUGGAAUAUCCAGACCUGCCACUGUUCUUCAAGGGAACCUCCUCGCUGCAUACGAUGAGGUACUAGCCACGAACCUUCGUGCAGCUAUCCAUCUGACAACCCUCGCAACACCACAUCUUAUUAAGACUAAGGGGAACAUUAUUAACAUGGCCAGCGUAGUUGGUGUCAUACCACCUUCCGAUCUGAGCUUCCUAGCAAGUUCGGUGUCGAAGGCUGGUCUAAUCCACUUUACUAAAGGCGCUGCGCUUGAACUAGCGCCUCAUGGAGUGAGGGUCAACGUCAUUAGCCCAGGGCCUGUGAGGACUGAUAUUCUGGAUUCGAUUGGCACGUCUGCGACCUGGGAGGAUUUCCAGAAGCUUACCGCUUUGAACAGAGUGUCGGAGCCAGAUGAGUUAGCAGAUCUAAUUCUGUUCCUGGCCAGUGACAAGGCGAAGAGCAUCACUGGCUGUAACUACGUGAUUGACAAUGGAAUGUUAUUGAAAUAAACUAUUAUCUGUUGUUUUUUAA